Molecule: messenger RNA, 2109 nt
Organism: Hypoxylon fragiforme
Lineage: Eukaryota; Fungi; Ascomycota; Sordariomycetes; Xylariales; Hypoxylaceae
Exons: 5
Coding region: 1-2109 (702 amino acids)
Cellular component (GO): actin cortical patch
Molecular function (GO): phosphatidate phosphatase activity
Source: RefSeq, a predicted model, not a curated record
AUGGCGACACGGUACAAGUACACGGGCGCAAACGAGAUGCAGCAUCGCACGAGAAAAGAGCGUCGGUUCGACGAGACCGAGCACGAACUACCCAACUUCUCUCAGUUCACAUCCGCGCUGACCUCAACCGACAAAGCCUCCUAUCUUCUAUCCUAUCUCGGCAAGAAGAAUCCCUUCCCGCGCUCCAUCACAGAGGACGACACGGUUUGGUUGCUCGAUAAUACCGCGUAUCGCAACGAGAAAACGGGAAAAUGGGAGGCUGAAUUCGUCUCGGCUGCCUUCUCCCAGCACUCCUCUUGCGCUGUCAUUGACGCGGUCACGGCCAUCGCGGGCAAGCUUGACUUGGACGAGAAAGACCCAAACUACCCCACGAUCGAGGAACGGCUCCGUCCAUUUGUACAGGACAUCAAGCCCGGUUCGCAGGUCAAAGCGGUGCACGGAAAGACGACGCUUAAGCUUGGCCCUGGCGGCAGGAAUGGAAUCAGUAGUGACAUCAAGACACUCCCAGAUGGUAAAAGCGGCGCGCUAGUCCCUACAUCUGCGGAAGUCCCCAAGGGUGCCAAUGGCGAGCUGAAAAUGAAUACGUUCUACGCUGAACCUGAGGGUUGGGGUGUGAUAUCGGAUAUCGAUGACACCAUCAAGAUCACUCAGACGAGCGAUCCGAUCGGGAUCCUGCGAACCACCUUCCUCGAAACCCCCGAGGUCUGCCCUGGAAUGCCCGAGUUAUACAAGAAUAUUCAGUCGCUCGUCCAAGACAAGUCACCGUGGUUCUAUCUAUCAGCCUCGCCGUACAAUCUGUACCCUUUCUUGCGCGAUUUCCGAGACCAGAACUAUCCGCAAGGCACCAUCAUCUUGCGCGAUGCCAGCUGGAUGAGUCUGCCGGGGCUACUGACAACACUUACCCUGGGCACGGAAGACUACAAGGUUGAUCGCAUGGAGAAGAUUUACUCGUGGCUUCCCAAGCGCAAGAUGAUUUGCAUUGGCGAUUCAACGCAGUCUGAUCCCGAGGCUUAUGGGGAGAUUUAUCGAAAAUAUCCUGGCUGGAUCAAGGUGAUCCUCAUCCGCAAAGUGGAAGACAUUGCAGCCAUUGGGAUCGAAGCCAAGAAUGAGCCGGAGCGGUUCGAGAAGGCCUUCAAGGAUGUGCCGAAGGAAGUAUGGCACGUCUUUUCGGACCCGGCUGAGUGCAACAAGCUGUCAUACACUUCAUCACCAACCAAGAAGCCAUCCUUUAAUACCCCACGCUUCUUCUCUAUUCACUCCUCUCCCGUCCAACAACACCAUCACACCACCACCAACAUGUCUCCAUCGCCCCCACCCAAGCGCCAAAAGUCCUCCAAAGACGUCCCCUACGAACUCAUCUACUGGCCCGGCAUCCCCGGCCGCGGCGAGCACAUCCGCCUCGUCCUCGAGGAAGCCGGCGCAACCUACACCGACACGGCGCAGAUCCCCGACGGCGUCGCCGAAGUAACCGCGCAGAUCUCCGACGCCAACGUCGGCGACGACCUCAACCCGCCCCCCCUCGCUCCCCCCAUCCUCCGCCACGGCAGCCUCACCAUCUCGCAGACUCCCAACAUCCUCCUCUACCUCGGCCAGCGCCUCGGCCUGGUCCCCGCCGAGGACGACGGGGAGCACCCCGACGCGCUGUACAAGGUCAACGCGCUCGCGCUGACGGCGCUCGACGGACUGAGCAACGAGGUGCACGACUGCCACCACCCGAUCGCGUCGGGCUUGUACUACGAGGACCAGAGGGAGGAGGCGAGGAGGAGGAGUGCCGACUUUGUGAAGAAUAGGCUGCCGAAGUAUCUGGGGUACUUUGAGAGGGUGUUGCAGGGGAAGGCGGCGGGGGAGGGGCCGUGGUUGUAUGGGGGGGCGUUGACGUAUGCGGACUUGGUUUUGUAUCAGUGCAUCGACGGCACCAAGUACGCCUUCCGCAAAGCCAUGGCCACCAUCGAGCGGUCGGGCAAGUACGCGCAUGUGUUCAAGCUGUACGACGCCGUGAAGGAGCGGCCUAGGAUCCAGGAGUACCUCGCGAGCAAAAGGAGGCAGGACUACUCGAUGGGGAUCUAUCGAUACUAUGACGAGUUGGAUAUUGGGCUUGAUGGGGAAUAG